AUGUUCUAUCGAGGUUUUCUAUCCUUAGUAGUUUCCUGUGAUUCGCACCAAGUCGAACAGUUCAACCAGCAGCUUCGGCGUAUAUGUACUAGCGUAGUUUAUGGCCCACGAAACGAACUCUCCACCCUAUCUGGCUUGCUUGUAACUGACCUCCUUAGUCACCAGAAUAUUCGGGAAGAACAGGAUGAUUGGUACUGCUACCUAUUCCGUAUAAGGUAAUCUAAUUUGUUUUUUUUUCUUAAAUCAGUAUACUAACAUCAUGUACUAGGACGUUAACCUUUUUGUUUUAAAGUUUCUCAUUCUAUUAACUUCAGUAUGAAUGACAUCUUGCCUGCUACCAGAACUCCGCCGGAACUCACCCCUCGAAGCACAGCGACUUCAUUGGAGUACUAA
Molecule: messenger RNA, 393 nt
Organism: Bursaphelenchus okinawaensis
Lineage: Eukaryota; Metazoa; Nematoda; Chromadorea; Rhabditida; Aphelenchoididae
Source: the annotation of a GenBank genome assembly